Messenger RNA from Polypterus senegalus (gray bichir), 1828 nucleotides. RefSeq lists its product as uncharacterized. The transcript is spliced from 4 exons. Lineage: Eukaryota; Metazoa; Chordata; Cladistia; Polypteriformes; Polypteridae. The record is from RefSeq and is a predicted model, not a curated record. Bases 932 to 1828 code for a protein of 298 amino acids.
UCUGUGGGUUCUUGUUCUGGUCUACCUGACUUUGCCUUCAUUCAGAAUAUUUUAAUAAUAAAUGGUGAAGUUUCAUUUGUUGUUGAAAAACAGAGCUCAUGGUACAUUGAACAUCUUCGGUCAUAUGAAAUUGCAAGGUGUAACUAUGGAGAUGUAAUUCUUGUUCGUCCAGAACAGCUGAAUGACUUUUAUCCUCUUACACCAUACAAAAUAAGAGGAAAGCUUUUAAUUUCUCUCAAGAGAUUUAUCAUUUGUUAGCCACUUAUUGUAAUUAUAUUGAACAUCUUUUUUUAUCUUUUUUAGUAACAUUUGUCACUAUGCUACUUCGAGUUAUUCUUGGACCUGACAAUAUACAAAAAGUAUCCAUUCCCAACCCUUCUUCACUUGAAGACCUCAAAGAAAUGCUAUCGAAAAAGCUACAGAUUGAGAAAGGAUUUUCAAUGCAAUAUGAAGAUCCUGACUUUGAUUAUCGGCUUUGCAAUCUACAUAAUGUGGAGGAACUUCCACCCGAAAAAGCCACUAUAAGAAUUUUUUGGGAACUAAUGAUGAGCCCAAUAGAACAACCUGACAAAGACUCAUCAGAUGUUUCUUUUGACACUUUAGAUACAGCAAGUCUGGUAUCAGUAGAGUCCGGCCCAAGCUCAUCCAGUUCUUGUCACCGUGUAAAUCAGUGGCCAUCAAAAUUUCUCAUACCAAGUUUUUCAUUUGACGUAGAGAUCCGACUCAGAAAAGGCAAUGAACAAUAUGAGAAAGAACAAACAACUUUGAAUGUGCCCCGUGAUAUGAAAAUGGAAAUAUUAGACAAAUUAGCCGAGCUAAUGUAUUCUUUCAAAGCUUACCCCACUGACAAAGAGUUUGAAGGUGUUGCAAGGGAACUUGUUUCCAAGCACCCUUGUUUGUCUGAGCCUGGACCUGAGAAGGGGUGGCAGGCAUGGAAAAUGAGCCUAAAGCACAAGAUGGGCAACUAUCGUCAAAAAUUGCGCAGGCUGGUUGCUUUGAAGUCACGGUAAACCAAAAGAAAAAGAAAGGUGUUAAAAAACCAAAGCAUGCGGAGAUAAACUUCCUGCCUGACCAUCCACCAGGUAUCAAUGAAGAAGUACUGGAAUGUGAAAGGAGAGCCAUGGUAGAUGAACUUAAGAAGAAAAAUUUCAACAUGACCCUUCUAAAUGAAAAAAUGGACAUUACAUUCUCCAUGAGACGACAAGAAAUUGUUCAAGAACAACCUUUAGUGUCACUUGUAAAAGAGAAAUGGCCAGGCCUCUUCUUACAGCAUCAGGUGUAUGGAGAAUUCAAACGAAUAACGGGAAUCGACCUGUAUAAAACCUUCCUGUUUGCUUUGGAAACGUAUGCAAAUGGGCUUAUUCGCUUGUUCAGAACAAAAGGAGGUGAUGAAAUCGGGACCCUUUUGGAAAGACUUGAUCAGCAGACUACAGACAUAACUGAACACCGUAGAUCAGUUGCAUUGAAAGGCCUUCCACAUUACCUGAGAGAGCACACACCACUAUUGAAGACUUGUUUGGUAACUAAGUCAAAGGAAUUGGACACUCAAGGUGUGAAAAUCAUGAUGAUUGAAAUGGUCAGAGAUGAAAAAGAUUCCAGGACACUAGACAGCAUGGCAGUUGUGAUUGAGGACACUGUUGUGGUUGAAGGACUGCCAGAUUAUCCCACUGCUUUUUGUGUACUGUUUGGGUUGAUUUAUGCCUUAAAUAUGGAGUAUCCCAAAGAAUGGAAGUACACAUUUGAGACCAUUCAGAAGGUCUUUCUUAAUCUUGGAGAGCAAUGUUCGGCUCGCACCCUGUCUUUAAAAAUAAGUUGUUGCAAGUUCUAA